GGAGGAGUGGAAGUUUCGGCAGCAGUAGAAGAAGCAGAAGUUUCGGAAGAAGUUACCUCAACACUAGAAGGAGCUCUAGUUUCGAGGAUGUUUGAAGAAGCAGUAGUCCCGGAAGUGGAGGAAACAGUUGCUUCGGGAGCGUUGGAAGUAGUAGUGGUUUCAGGAAUGAUUGAAGGUGCGGUGGUUUCGGCAGUGAUAGAGGAAGCGGUAGUUUCGGAAGCGUUUGAAGAGGAAGUGGUCUCAGAAAUGGUAGAAGGAACGGUGGUUUUGAAACUCUCGUAG
This is a messenger RNA of Strongylus vulgaris, 282 nucleotides long. The record is from the annotation of a GenBank genome assembly. NCBI's taxonomy places the organism in Eukaryota, Metazoa, Nematoda, Chromadorea, Rhabditida, Strongylidae.